This is a messenger RNA of Haliotis rufescens (red abalone), 612 nucleotides long. RefSeq names its product ryncolin-4-like. NCBI's taxonomy places the organism in Eukaryota, Metazoa, Mollusca, Gastropoda, Lepetellida, Haliotidae. The transcript has 2 exons. Bases 1 to 612 code for a protein of 203 amino acids. The record is from RefSeq and is a predicted model, not a curated record.
AUGGGCGUGGUGUUUGUUGGAAACUGCGCUGAGGGUUUCAAGUACCACUACUAUCGACACGGAGGGAGUGUCCCCAUGAACAUCCACCCCACCUUGUCCCCGACCCCUUUCCAAGUCUUAAGUUGGUUCGUGCAAGGCGGAAGAACCUACAUACAACAACGUGGUAGGACAUUCAUGAACUUCAAUCGGAGUUGGGACGAGUAUCGAUACGGCUUCGGCCAUAUCCACAGCAGCCACUGGCUCGGACUUCACUACCUCACCAACAGUGAACCUAAACAGCUGCUGUACGAGACCAAUAACAACAAAAGACUUUUCACACGGCAAGUUACCGAUCUGUUCCGAAUCGGCAACAACGACUCCAACUACACCGUGCAAAUUGUGAGGAACGAGAAAGGGGAAUUAGGUGAGUGCAUGUCGGAAACCGUCGGGAGGUCCUUCAGCACCUUCGACCGAGACAAGGACGAUGAUGUUGGUGGAAACUGUGCUUCUAUAUUUCAGAGUGGUUGGUGGUUUGGCUCUUGCACUGACUGUACCAUGAUGCCUGGUGGUGUGUGGAAUGGAUCGUGCCCUUCUUGUAAUCCUAAUGGGCCAAUCACAAAGCCGAUAGGUUGA